CCACACACCACAGGAGCACGGCUCUUUCUUUCACGCGCGCACGGACGCGUGUGUGUGAGUGCGGGCUUUCCCCGCGUUUAAGGCGCGCGCGCGUCGGCGGGAGGCUGUAGAAGCAGAAGAAGAGGAGGAAAAGGAUGAAGGUGUGCAGCGCUGAUGUCAGUUGAGAUCCCAAAAGCCGAAACUUUGUGACGCCUUCCUCCAUUUUUCCCCACGCAUCUGAUCGCUGAAGGUAGGCUUGCUGUCCAGUCCCCGCCACCAUGAUGAGCGACAUCUACGACUCGGCGUGCGACUCGUUGGGUCUGCUGGAGUCUCCAUGCCUGACCAAAGUGGAGCUGAGACUGACGUGUAAAGGCAUCAGCGACCGUGACGCUCUCUCCAAACCUGACCCUUGCAUCGUGCUCAACAUGCAGUCUCAUGGACAGUGGAUGGAGGUGGACCGCACGGAGGUGAUGCGCAGCUGCGCCAACCCAUCCUACUCCAAAGUCUUUACACUGGACUUUUAUUUUGAAGAGGUGCAGCGCUUGCGCUUUGAGCUGUAUGACAUUAACAACAGCAACUACAACGGCCUGAAAGACGCCGACUUCUUGGGCGCUGUGGAGUGCACGCUGGGACAGAUCAUUUCUCACAGGAAACUGUCCAAAGCUUUACUGAGACCAGGAGGCAACGUCGGAAAAACCAUCAUCACGAUCACAGCGGAGGAGCUGACUGGGAACGACGACUACAUCGAGCUUUCCUUCAGUGCCAGGAAGCUGGAUGACAAGGACUUCUUCAGUAAGUCGGAUCCCUUCUUGGAAAUCUAUCGUUUGAAUGAGGACGCCACACUGCAGCUGGUCUACAGGACAGAGACCGUGAUGAACAACUUGAAUCCUGUCUGGAAAACAUUCAAAGUCUCCCUCAACUCACUCUGUAACGGGGACCACGAGCGCAAGCUGCAGUGCACAGUGUGGGACUGGGACUCGAAUGGGAAACACGACUACAUCGGAGAGUUCGAGGCCACCUUCCAAGAGAUGCGGGGUGCCAUUGAUGGACGACAGGUGCAGUGGCCUUGCAUCAACUCCAAAUACAAAGUGAAGAAGAAGGGCUACAAGAACUCCGGCAUCGUCAUCCUCAACCAGUGCAAGAUCAUUAAAAUGCAUUCCUUCCUGGAUUACAUCAUGGGGGGCUGCCAGAUCCAAUUUACUGUUGCCAUCGACUUCACGGCGUCCAACGGCGACCCUCGCAACAGCUGCUCUUUGCACUACAUCCACCCGUACCGACCCAACGAGUACCUGAAGGCGCUGGUCGCUGUGGGCGAGAUCUGCCAGGACUACGACAGUGAUAAAAUGUUCCCAGCGUUCGGCUUUGGCGCUCGCAUCCCACCCGACUACAAGGUCUCCCAUGACUUUGCGGUGAAUUUUAACGAGGAGAACCCCGAGUGUGCAGGUAUUCAGGGUGUGGUGGAGGCCUACCAGGCAUGCCUUCCCAAACUUCAACUCUAUGGACCCACUAACAUAGCUCCCAUCAUACACAAAGUGGCCAACUCCGCCUCGCAGGAGGUUCACACCAAAGAGGCUAUGCAAUACUUCAUCCUUUUGAUCCUGACGGACGGCGUGAUUACGGACAUGGCGGACACGCGUGAGGCCAUCGUGCAGGCGUCACACCUUCCCAUGUCCGUCAUCAUCGUGGGCGUGGGAAACGCAGACUUUGGAGAUAUGCAGAUGCUGGACGGAGACGACGGGAUCCUCAGGUCGCCCAGAGGGGAGCCUGUACUCAGAGACAUUGUCCAAUUUGUGCCGUUCAGGAACUUCAAGCAUGCAUCGCCAGCAGCACUGGCUAAGAGCGUGUUAGCCGAGGUUCCCAACCAGGUGGUCGACUACUACAACAGUAGAGGCAUCAAACCCAAAGUGGCCAGCCAGUACCACGCCUCCAGAACCUUUGGACCCUGAGGGGCUCGGCCCACUGUCGCCAACAUGGUUGCCGUAUCUCUGAAAAGCACAAUUUUUUGUUGUUCUGAUGUGAAUAUUUAACUGCAACUAGAUUUUUUUUGUUUGUGUUGUUUAUGAAGCAGCUGGGGGGGGGGACUUCCUGUGUAGUGUACACUUUGGGAGCAUGUGAUAGGUUAGCUCGUGUGUUAGCCUAACUAGCACUUCGUCAUGAAUUGUAGCGUCCACUAAUUGUAAUGGACAAGUGUUAGCACAUUCUUGAAACACUUUGCAUUACUUCAGUACAGGCUCAACUUAGUAUCCCCUUUUUACAUAAAUGCAAACUACCACUCAUGACUACUCUUGACUGUUAAUGACCACUAACUACCGCUUAUGACUGCUCGUAACAGCUCACAACCAUUAGUCUCAGCUAACUAUAGCUCGCGAACACCAACAAUGGCUAACAAUCACGAGUGACAGCUAAUGAUUGCCAAUGACCAAUAGUGACCGUUGGUUGCUAAGUAUAGGUAACAACUGUUUUAAAUGUGCUAACUAACGACCGCCAAUCGCCUCCAGGAACUGCUAGCAACUGCUAGUGCAUGCACUCAACUUAGCGUCUUUGAUUUACAUCAACGCUAACAGAUGUUAACGGCUGAUAGCAACUACUAACGACCACUUGUGACUGCUAAUGACUACCAGUGUCCAGUAGCGGUUGAUAGUGAGCUCUAUCAACGACUACAGACUGAAAACAACAAUUACUGACAACUACUGACUGCUAACCAUAGCUAAAGACUCCUAAGGAACGCCAGCACACACACUAAUCUUAGCGUCUUCUUUUCAUUCAAAUGAAUGCUUGGUACCUGUAGCAUCUUUAGCAUCUGUCGUGCAUGCCAGGCAGAGAAAAGUGUUGCACUGUGAGCGAGCACAUUGACGCGUUGUCUGGAAGUUAAGUGCACGUGUUAACAAGCACAGACUGUGUUACUGUAGCUUGGGGCGUCAUGCAUGAGAUUGUAUGGUUUUUGCAUGUGAUAACGUAUCCGACUAGCAUUUUAUGAAAUGUCUGCAGCGUGAUGUGACGUCAGCCUAACAUGUGUUAGCAAACUAUGCCAAAACAUACCCACCAGGGAUAAUCGAAACCAUAUUUUUUCCGGAUCGAUUACAGGAUGAGCAUUCGCUCUUGAGUAAGCACCUGUACAAAGUACCGAUACAAAUCAUGCUUUUGAUCCAUAAAACUGCAAUUAACACAAUGACAGAUAAUCGUGAACAAAGACCUUUCUUUCUUACAGUAUUGGUUUCACCGGUGGUUAGGUUAUGCAGUCAGUUAAAUACUGAAGUUAGAAUUAAAUAAAAGUUAAAAAAAAAAAAAUCAGGCAACAGGCGAGUAUAGCCCGCUGUA
Messenger RNA from Hippocampus comes (tiger tail seahorse), 3297 nucleotides. RefSeq names its product copine IVa (gene cpne4a). Gene Ontology annotation, molecular function: calcium-dependent phospholipid binding. Bases 258 to 1925 code for a protein of 555 amino acids. Gene Ontology annotation, cellular component: plasma membrane. The transcript has 16 exons. The record is from RefSeq and is a predicted model, not a curated record. Gene Ontology annotation, biological process: cellular response to calcium ion. Lineage: Eukaryota; Metazoa; Chordata; Actinopteri; Syngnathiformes; Syngnathidae.